UGCUUUCUGGAGUGUUCUGGCCAUGGUCACUGUGACCCCAUCACAAAACGCUGCAUUUGCUCUCAGUUUUGGAUGGAGAACCUUAUACAGCGUUAUAUCUGGGAUGGGGAGAGCAACUGUGGGUGGAGUAUAUUCUAUGUGACAGUGUUGGCUUUUACUCUUAUCAUGCUGACAGGGGGCUUCACUUGGCUUUGCAUCUGCUUCUGCAAGAGACAAAAAAGGACGAAAAUAAGAAAAAAAACAAAGUACACGAUUCUGGAUAACAUGGAUGAACAGGAAAGAAUGGAACUGAGACCCAAAUAUGGUAUCAAACACCGAAGCACAGAGCACAACUCCAGCCUGAUGGUGUCUGAGUCUGAGUUUGACAGUGACCAGGACACAAUCUUCAGCCGAGAAAGAAUGGAAAGAGGGAACCCAAAGGUUUCUGUGAACGGCUCCAUCAGAAAUGGAGCUUCCUUCAGUUACUGCUCAAAGGACAGAUAAUGGAGCAGUUCCUGAAUCCAGGACCAGUCAGUGGGAACUAAAACACAGAGCUAGCUCUUGUGGGAAUAGCUCAUUGCGUACUUUUACAGUGAAAAAUAUGUCCCCACAUAUUAAAAAACCUGUUUUCCAGGGUCUUUCAAGGCACAAGACAAAAAUAUUGCUCUUUUAAGUGGCAUACUUGUUAAUAGAAAUAAAGACUGGGUAGAACUCUAAAGUA
Molecule: messenger RNA, 700 nt
Organism: Carlito syrichta (Philippine tarsier)
Lineage: Eukaryota; Metazoa; Chordata; Mammalia; Primates; Tarsiidae
Product: dyslexia-associated protein KIAA0319-like
Exons: 4
Coding region: 73-483 (136 amino acids)
Biological process (GO): negative regulation of dendrite development; neuron migration
Cellular component (GO): plasma membrane; cytoplasmic vesicle
Source: RefSeq, a predicted model, not a curated record